Messenger RNA from Melospiza georgiana, 1170 nucleotides. Its product is annotated as tensin-2-like. NCBI's taxonomy places the organism in Eukaryota, Metazoa, Chordata, Aves, Passeriformes, Passerellidae. Gene Ontology annotation, biological process: peptidyl-tyrosine dephosphorylation. The record is from RefSeq and is a predicted model, not a curated record. Gene Ontology annotation, molecular function: protein tyrosine phosphatase activity.
AUGUCCCUCCCGGUGUCCCCUCCCCGUGGCCACACGUGUCGUUCCCGUGUCGUCCCCCCCCGUGUCCCCCCCGUGUCCGUGUCCCCCCCCGGCACGGGAAGCGGCUCCGGGCUCGCGGAAACGGCCCCUCCCCGCGCGCCUUCGGCCACGGAGCCGCUGGCGGGACCCGCGGGGAGCCCCGAGAGCCCCCGCCCCCCGGGGGCCGUGGGGACGCUGCUGCGCGCGCUCGGCCGCCGCGACCCCCAGCCGAGGCCGUCCCCAGCCGCCCCCCACGCGUUCCGCGAGCGGAGCCUGCGCCGGGGGGCGCCCUGCGGGGGCUGCGGGACCCCCCUGGGACCCCACGGGCUCGUGUGCAGAGUUUGCAAAAUCGCCGCCCACAAGAGAUGCGAGAGCAAGGUGACGUCACCGUGCCAACCUCUGCCCCCGCCUGAGCUGAGGCGGAACACGGCCCCGGUGCGGCGCAGCGAGCGCGUGGGCUCCUCGCUCGACAGCGCCCCCCAGCGGAGCACCCUGCCCAGGACCCCCCGCGCCCCCAGCCCCGAGGCCGCGCCCCCGCCCCCGCUGGACCUGGCGUUCGUCACCGAGCGGAUCCUGAGCGUGGCGCUGCCGGGGGGCGAGGGGGGGCCCGGGGGGCACCUGCGGCACCUGGCGCGGCUGCUGGGGGCGCGGCACGGCCCCAACUACACCAUCUUCAACCUGGCCGAGAAGCGCCGCGACCUCCCGCGCCUGAACCCCAAGGUUCUGGAUUUCGGGUGGCCGGAGCUGCUCGCCCCCCCCCUGGAGCUGCUCUGCUCCGUCUGCAAAGCGCUCGAGGGGUGUCUGGGGGGGCACCCCCGCAACGUGGCCGUGCUGCUCUGCAAGGUGGGGCCGGGGCGGGGGCUGGGGGGCGGCGAGGGGGCAGCAAGGCCCCCGGUCGGGGUGGUCGUGGGGGCGUUUCUGCACUACAGCGACGUGUGGGGCAGCCCCGAGCAGGCGCUGAACGCGCUGAGCAUGAGGAGAUUCUGCGAGGAGAAACUGGGGGGGGUCCUGCAGCCCUCCCAGCGCAGGAGCGAUUUCCCCUCCUCCCUCCCGUCUGAGGCCGCCAUGGCCCCUGAGGGGAUGGAGCUGGACCAGGGCGCCCCCUGCUGGCCGGGAGUACUCCCUGCAGCGCCCCCUGAUGGCCGCAGUUAG